AUGGCCAAACAAUUCGACGAGGCUGAACAACAGGAAAAACAAAAUGGACUUCAGUCUCAUGCAAAUUCGGCGGGACUAAAUUUGGGAUUAGAUGCUAACAUCGUGCACGAAUCGCUUGAGAAGCGAAUCAACUGGACUGCCUACAAAGUCUAUUGGCGAUCUGCAGCUUUCAAUUCUGAUGAUACUAGAAUGCCGGUUGCAACGCGCGCACAAAAGCGAAAGCGAGAACCGGAACCAACGGAGAUUCAAGGCAAAUUUGGCGGGACGCAAUUUGGAAUUAUUGGAUACGAGAAUGCCGGUUGCACCAAUCGA
Messenger RNA from Mesorhabditis belari, 312 nucleotides. The record is from the annotation of a GenBank genome assembly. NCBI's taxonomy places the organism in Eukaryota, Metazoa, Nematoda, Chromadorea, Rhabditida, Rhabditidae.